Messenger RNA from Mandrillus leucophaeus (drill), 3554 nucleotides. RefSeq names its product SID1 transmembrane family, member 1 (gene SIDT1). The record is from RefSeq and is a predicted model, not a curated record. Gene Ontology annotation, cellular component: membrane. The transcript has 24 exons. The coding region runs from base 720 to 3134 and encodes 804 amino acids. NCBI's taxonomy places the organism in Eukaryota, Metazoa, Chordata, Mammalia, Primates, Cercopithecidae.
UUACAUACAUACACAUAUGGUGAGGGAGAGAACGUGAUGACGUGAGACUCUCCUUGGAGAGUAGAAGGUAAUAAAGAAAUAAAACAGGUGUCUGAGGAGACGUUCUAUUAGAGAGGGGAGAAUAGAGAGUAAUUAUCGUUCAGACAGGCAAGAGUUCUCUGCAGGUAGCAGCCUGGGAAAGCGAACUCGCGCACCCUCUUGGGGGACGGGCUCUUUUGCUUUCUAUUUCUUCUCCUGCAGCCAGGGUGCACGCGUAUUUGAAACAGACCGAAUUUCCUCCUCGAUGUGGGGUCAGGUUGACUUUUCGAGACUAGCGGAUAUUUCUUUUUAAUGACUCCAAUGCCUUUUGUUAUUGCUGUUAUUGAGGUUGAGGGAGAAGAGAUCGGUCUAAAUUCUGGCUGGGUAAGUAGGGGGAUUCUCGGCGAUGAGAAACGGGGGACUUAGAAGCCGGAGGAAAAUCAGCAGCCCCCUCAUCUCCACUUCUCCAGUCCCUCCACUCUUCACCCGUGACCUCCCGUGGAGACCCCAGGAGGCAGCAUCAAUAUUUGAUCGACCCUUCGUCUGCACGCUGCCAGCCCUGGCCGGCUGGGCUCGCCAGGCAUUGCCCGCUCGGCGCUGAGGCGGACGCCCGGCCCUGCCCCGGGAUUUGGAAGGACCCUCUCUGCACUCGCCCCCUCCCCAGAGUGGCUCUGCUUCCGAGCCUGGGCGCGGUGCCCACCAUGCGCGGCUGCCCGCGGCUCGCGCUGCUUUGCGCGCUGCCCUGGCUCCUGCUGGCGGCGUCGCCCGGGCACCCGGCGAAAUCCCCCAGGCAGCCCCCGGCACCGCGCCGCGACCCCCUCGACCCUGCCAGGGGCGCCGAUUUCGAUCAUGUCUACAGCGGGGUGGUGAAUCUCAGCACCGAGAACAUCUACUCUUUCAACUACACCAGUCAGCCCGGCCAGGUGACCGCCGUGAGGGUGUAUGUGAACAGUUCCUCUGAGAAUCUCAACUACCCGGUCCUUGUGGUGGUUCGUCAGCAGAAAGAGGUGCUGUCCUGGCAGGUUCCUCUGCUCUUCCAAGGACUAUACCAGAGGAGCUACAACUACCAAGAAGUGAGCCGCACCUUAUGCCCCUCAGAAGCAACCAACGAGACGGGCCCCUUGGAGCAAUUGAUAUUUGUAGAUGUAGCAUCCAUGGCACCCCUGGGUGCCCAGUACAAACUGCUAGUUACCAAGCUCAAGCACUUCCAGCUCCGGACAAAUGUUGCCUUUCACUUUACUGCCAGCCCCUCCCAACCUCAGUAUUUUCUAUACAAGUUUCCCAAAGACGUGGACUCAGUUGUCAUUAAAGUGGUGUCUGAAAUGGCUUAUCCAUGUUCUGUUGUCUCAGUCCAGAAUAUCAUGUGCCCGGUGUAUGAUCUUGACCACGAUGUGGAAUUUAAUGGCGUCUAUCAGUCCAUGACCAAGAAAGCUGCCAUCACACUACAGAAGAAGGAUUUUCCAGGCGAGCAGUUCUUCGUGGUAUUUGUGAUAAAGCCUGAAGAUUAUGCCUGUGGAGGAUCUUUCUUCAUCCAGGAAAAGGAAAACCAGACCUGGAAUCUACAGCGAAAGAAGAACCUCGAAGUGACCAUUGUUCCUUCCGUUAAAGAAUCUGUUUAUGUGAAAUCCAGUCUUUUCAGUGUCUUCAUCUUCCUGUCCUUCUACUUGGGAUGCCUGCUUGUUGUGUUUGUUCAUUAUCUGAGGUUUCACAGAAAAUCCACUGAUGGAAGCUUUGGGUCCAGUGAUGGUUCAGGCCAUUCUCCUGCCUCAAGCCCCAUUGCUGCCAGCACACCCGAAGGGAGCAAUUAUGGAACAAUAGAUGAGUCAAGCUCCAGUCCUGGAAGGCAGAUGUCCUCCCCCGAUCGUGGGCCACCAGGCCAGUCAGACACAGACAGCUCCGUGGAGGAGAGCGACUUUGACACCAUGCCAGACAUUGAGAGUGAUAAAAACGUCAUCCGGACCAAGUUUGUGAUUUCCGGCUGGGGCCCAGAGGACGGAGGAAAACCACAUUUCCUCUUCUCACUCUUGAUUUUACAGGUGGUAAAUGUCACUGGCAACCAGGACAUCUGUUACUACAACUUCCUCUGUGCUCACCCCUUGGGCGUCCUGAGUGCCUUCAACAACAUUCUCAGCAAUCUGGGCCACGUGCUUCUGGGCUUCCUCUUCCUGCUGAUAGUCUUGUGCCGGGACAUCCUCCAUCGGAGAGCCCUAGAAGCCAAGGACCUCUUUGCUAUGGAGUACGGGAUUCCCAAACACUUUGGUCUCUUCUACGCUAUGGGCAUUGCACUGAUGAUGGAAGGGGUGCUCAGUGCUUGCUACCAUGUCUGCCCUAAUUAUUCCAACUUCCAAUUCGACACCUCCUUCAUGUACAUGAUCGCUGGCCUGUGCAUGCUGAAGCUCUAUCAGACCCGCCACCCAGACAUCAAUGCCAGCGCCUACUCCGCCUACGCCUCCUUCGCUGUGGUCAUCAUGGUCACCGUCCUUGGAGUGGUAUUUGGAAAAAAUGAUGUGUGGUUCUGGGUCAUCUUCUCUGCAAUCCACGUUCUGGCCUCACUAGCCCUCAGCACCCAGAUAUAUUAUAUGGGCCGUUUCAAGAUAGAUUUGGGAAUUUUCCGGCGGGCUGCCAUGGUGUUCUACACAGACUGUAUCCAGCAGUGUAGCCGGCCUCUGUAUAUGGAUAGAAUGGUGUUGCUGGUUGUGGGGAAUCUGGUUAACUGGUCCUUCGCCCUCUUCGGAUUGAUACACCGCCCCAGGGACUUUGCCUCCUACAUGCUGGGCAUCUUCAUCUGCAACCUUUUGCUGUACCUGGCCUUUUACAUCAUCAUGAAGCUCCGCAGCUCUGAGAAGGUGCUCCCGGUCCCGCUCUUCUGCAUCGUGGCCACCGCUGUGAUGUGGGCUGCCGCCCUGUAUUUUUUCUUCCAGAAUCUCAGCAGCUGGGAGGGAACUCCGGCGGAAUCCCGGGAGAAGAACCGCGAGUGCAUUCUGCUGGAUUUCUUCGAUGACCAUGACAUCUGGCACUUCCUCUCUGCUACUGCUCUGUUUUUCUCAUUCUUGGUUUUGUUAACUUUGGAUGAUGACCUUGAUGUGGUUCGGAGAGACCAGAUUCCUGUCUUCUGAACCUCCAACAUUAAGAGGAAGGGAGGGAGCGAUCAAUCUUGGUGCUGUUUCACGAAAAUUACAGUGACCGCAGCAAAGUAACCACUGCCAGAUGCCCCACUCACCCUCUGUAGAGCCAGCUCUGCUUUCACACAGGAAGGACAGGGGCUGCGGGAGAUUUAAACCUGCAAGAAGGGAGGCAGAAGGGGAGCCAUGUUUUGAGGACAGACGCAAACCUGAGGAGCUGAGAAACACUCACUCCUUCCAUCUGCGGCUCUGGGAGUGCAACAGGAACAGGCGCUGCACCCAAGUCAACUCGCCAUCUUGGGGCCCCUCCCACCCUCAAGGAGACUUGCCGGCAAUGGCAGAAUGCUGCUGCACGCUUCCCUCCGGUUGUCGCCCUGCCCAGAAAGGCCAGCAGCUUGGAUUCCUGCCCAGAAA